CAAAAGGAUCGAAACAAUCUUGGAAAUGCUCGGAUCAUGGGAAUGCAAGCAGACCUCAAGCUGUCAAAUGAGCAAUUCUUCAACUGUUUGAUGAUGUUUUUUGUUGGGUACAUGGUAUUCAUGCUUCCAGCAAAUCUCGGAAUGCGGAUUAUUGGUCCGCCGCGUCAACUUGGAAUCGCAGUCAUCUUCUUCGGUGCGUGCGGGACGUGUCUAUCGGCUUCAAAAAACUAUGGCACUAUCAUGGGCCUGCGAGUUCUCAUUGGCAUGGGAGAAGCUUUUGUCCAGGUUGGCUUGCUCUAUUUCAGUUUCUGGUACAAAAGAGACGAGGUUGCUACACGAGCUGCCGUCUACUAUACUUCUGCAACAAUAUCGGGUUGUUUCAGUGGCCUGAUUGCGUACGGAGUUGACAAAAAUAUGGAUGGUGUCCACGGUUUUAAGGCGUGGCAGUGGCUAUACAUCGUUGAGGGUAUCCCUGCUAUUGGCUUGGGAUUCAUAAUACUCUUCUUCCUUCCAUCGUUCCCAGACAUCAUCGCCAAGCGUGGGAGUAGGUAUUUUACCAACGCAGAGAUAGAACUGGCUCUCCAACGGAUGGCAGAAUCCAACAGUGUCACGAAUGAGAAAAUCGAGUAUUCUCAAAUUUUGAUCGCUCUGAGAGACCCCAAGUCCUAUUUCACCGCUAUCAUAUACGGCGCACUGUGCCUAGGAAUUGCGUCAAUCACUUCGUUCCUCCCCACAUUCAUUUUACAAUUCGGCUUCGACAAAUUGCAAACUCAACUCUUCACCAUGAUUCCCUAUGCAUUUGCAACCGUCACUCUCCUCGCCGUAUGUUUUAUCUCAGAUCGCAUCAAUACCAAAGGCCCAGUAUUAUUCAUCUGCAUGGCUACCUCUGCCGCCGGAUUCAUCAUUCUAAUGUCAACCACCAACAAAGUCGCUCUCAUUGCCGGUACAUGUUUUGUGACAGCAGGGCUCUACCCGGGUGUCAUCCUAACAGUGUCUUGGAUCACGAUCAACCAUUCUGGCUACACCAAGCGGAGCACCGCGUGGGCGAUGGCGCAAAUCACGGGCCAAGGCUUGAGCAUCAUUGGAACGCAAGUUUACAGGCAUCCACCUCGGUAUCUGAGCGGACACGGAACCCUCUUGGCAUUCUUCACGCUGGCGCUUUGCGCUAUCGUCUGCAAUUACCUUUGGAUGAAGAGGGAGAACAGGAAGAGGGAUGCGAGAGCUGAAGAGUUUCGAACGCUGGGCACAAAUGACAUUGAGGCUGAGAAGAGCACGAGUGAUUUGUUGGACUUCCAUCCUAAUUUCCGGUACAUCCUUUAA
Messenger RNA from Hyaloscypha bicolor E, 1320 nucleotides. Its product is annotated as MFS general substrate transporter. NCBI's taxonomy places the organism in Eukaryota, Fungi, Ascomycota, Leotiomycetes, Helotiales, Hyaloscyphaceae. The record is from RefSeq and is a predicted model, not a curated record. The annotation marks the transcript as partial. Gene Ontology annotation, cellular component: membrane. Gene Ontology annotation, molecular function: transmembrane transporter activity. Gene Ontology annotation, biological process: transmembrane transport. The transcript has 6 exons.